Messenger RNA from Camellia sinensis, 555 nucleotides. RefSeq lists its product as uncharacterized. The record is from RefSeq and is a predicted model, not a curated record. Lineage: Eukaryota; Viridiplantae; Streptophyta; Magnoliopsida; Ericales; Theaceae.
AUGAAUUCAGAAAAUUCAUUCACUACAAUUGCACCUCCAAUGUUUGAUGGAACAAAUUAUCCAGUGUGGGCUGUUAGAAUGGAAACCUAUCUUGAUACUAAUGAUCUAUGGGAAGCUGUUGAACAAGUAUAUGAAGUUCCACCUCUGCCAGACAAUCCAACUCUUGCACAAAUCAAAAAUCAAAAAAGGAGGAAGCAAAGAAAAGCAAAAGCAAGAGCAACCUUGUUUGCAGCAGUCUCAUCUAUCAUUUUUAUUAGAAUAAUGACGCUAAAAACAGCCAAGGAAAUUUGGGAUUUUUUGAAGCAAGAAUACAAAGGAAAUGAAAGGAUCAAAGGGAUUCAAGUGCUGAAUUUGAUCCGAGAAUUUGAGAUUCAAAAGAUGAAAGAAUCAGAAACAAUCAAGGAAUAUUUUGACAGAUUUCUUGGCAUUGUCAACAAGGUAAGACUCCUUGGUACUGAUUUUUCUGAUUCUAGAAUUGUUCAAAAGGUCCUAGUCACAAUUCCUAAAAAGUUUGAAGCUACAAUUUCAUUUUUGGAAAACUCAAAAGAUUUGUAA